AUGAAGCUCCCCUCGAUAAUACCUCGGAAUAAGUUCGAUGCUGGGCAUUAUCGAGACCAAUCCGAGCAAGAGAAGGGUCCGGGCGAGAUCGACACUCCUGUGCCUUUCGUAACAUGGCGGACGUUGGCCCUGGGUGCGUUUAUCUCGAUUGGCGGUAUCAUCUUUGGGUAUGAUACUGGUCAGAUUUCGGGGUUUCUUGAAAUGCACGACUUCAAGAGGCGGUUCGGUCAACCCCAGGGCGACGGCACUUACAAAUUCAACAAUGUCCGGUCUGGUCUUAUAGUUUCUUUGCUAUCGAUUGGUACAUUGUUCGGUGCGUUGGUUGCAGGCCCCUUGGCUGAUCGUAUCGGCCGCAAAUGGUCGAUCGCCUUUUGGUGUAUUAUUCUCCACGUCGGUCUCAUCAUCCAAAUAUCCUCGCCCGCGCCCAAAUGGUACCAGGUGAUGAUGGGGCGGUUCGUCACUGGUUUCGGAGUCGGGUCUUGCUCCUUGCUAGUUCCCAUGUACCAAGGUGAGAGUGCGCCUCGGCAGGUUCGAGGUGCCAUGGUCUGUUCGUAUCAGCUGUUCGUCACCCUCGGAAUCUUCGUUGCCUACUGCAUCAAUUUCGGCACGGAAAGUAUCGAAAACUCGGCUUCCUGGCGCAUCCCUCUCGGGAUCACUUUCCUCUGGGGCCUUGUCCUGGGCAUUGGGAUCAUCUUCCUCCCGGAAAGCCCCCGCUAUGACUACCGCCAUGGGCGCAUCGACCAGGCAAAGGACACCAUGUCCAAACUGUACGGCGUCCCGUCGAACCACCGCGCAAUCCAAGACGAGCUCGCGGAGAUCAAGCAGCAGCUCGAAGCAGAAAGCGGAGCCAAGGGCGGCUGGCUCGGCUGGCUCGAGAUGUUCCAGGGCCCUCGGAUGAAGUACCGCAUCUGUCUGGGGAUCGUGCUGCAGGCGUUUCAGCAGUUGACCGGUGCCAACUACUUCUUCUACUACGGGACGGUCAUCUUCAACGGCGCGGGUAUCGAAAAUACUUUCGUCACGCAGAUGAUCCUCGGCGGCGUCAACUUCGGUACGACCUUUGGGGGUCUGUACAUCAUUGAACACUUUGGACGGCGCAAGUCGCUCAUCACCGGUGGGAUCUGGAUGUUCAUCUGCUUCAUGGUGUUUGCAUCUAUCGGUCACUUCUCUCUGGAUAUCAAGAACCCGCCGGCGACUCCCGGAGCCGGAAAGGCAAUGGUGGUGUUUGCCUGUCUGUUCAUCACCGGCUUCGCCACAACCUGGGGCCCAAUGGUGUGGGCAAUCGUCGCCGAGCUCUACCCAUCACGGUACCGUGCGCGCGCAAUGGCGCUAGCAACAGCCUCCAACUGGCUCUGGAACUUCCUCAUCGGCUUCUUCACGCCGUUCAUAACAGGGGAUAUCGACUUCGCGUACGGGUACGUCUUCGCAGGGUGUCUGUUCUUCGCGGUGCUGGUCGUCUACUUCUGCGUCAUCGAGGGCAAGGGCAAGACGCUCGAGGAAAUGGACAUGAUGUACGUCAUGCACGUGCCGCCCUGGAAGAGCAGCAAGUGGGUGCCUCCUGCGCCGGAGGAGCGCGUGACGACGGGGCAUCUGCUCGACCAGAGGAUGGCGCAGGGGUAUUCCCAGGAUGAGGAUACGAAUAAGCGGAAUAGUGAGGGGAAUCAGCAUAUUGAUGAUCCUUCUGCGCCGGGUCCGUCAGCGUGA
Aspergillus campestris IBT 28561 is the source of this 1701-nucleotide messenger RNA. Its product is annotated as sugar porter family MFS transporter. The record is from RefSeq and is a predicted model, not a curated record. Gene Ontology annotation, cellular component: plasma membrane. The transcript is spliced from 4 exons. Gene Ontology annotation, molecular function: carbohydrate:proton symporter activity. Gene Ontology annotation, biological process: carbohydrate transport; transmembrane transport. Lineage: Eukaryota; Fungi; Ascomycota; Eurotiomycetes; Eurotiales; Aspergillaceae. The coding region runs from base 1 to 1701 and encodes 566 amino acids.